AUGUCAAUGGCAGGAAAACUCCUGAUUGGAGUCGAUGUUGGGGGAACAAACACGGACUCGGUGCUUAUGAAUCCACUUGCACUUGACUCUCCAAAUAGAGGAGUUCUUGCUUGGAAUAAAUCAGCGACCACUUCUGACGUUUCCGACGGAAUUCAAAAAGCCAUUAUGUCUUUGAUGAGUGAUUGCCCCGAAAUUGAAAAAAGUCACAUUGCCUCAGUUACCAUUGGAACAACGCAUUUUAUAAAUGCUGUUAUUGAGCAGGAUGAGGCGAAACUGGAAAAAGUUGCGGUUCUUCGAUUGAGUACAAACUACUCCAAGUACGCUCCUCCCUUCUCCGAUUUUCCAGGAGGUUUGAGAUCGGUUAUGGAAGGAUAUAGCGCAAUUUUGACAGGUGGUAACAGAAUUGAUGGAAACGAAGUCCGACCUCUAGAUGAAGAAGCUGUUAAGACACAUGCUUUCAAGAUCAAAGAGCUAGGUAUAAAUGCGAUUGUUAUCACUGGGCAGUUCUCACCAAUGUACCCUGCUCAAGAGGAAAGAGCAGCGGCCAUAAUUCGGAAGAUUUUGCCAAAAGCAAACAUCGUUCUUUCUCACACUAUUUCCACGAUCGGCUUCAUCGAGAGAGAGGAUGCUUCAAUUUUAAAUGCUUCCAUCAUGACAUUUGCUAGGAAGAUCAUUCUUUCUUUUAAAGAUGCAAUGAAGCAAAUUGGCCUACAUUGCCCUGUGCUUCUGACCCAAAAUGAUGGCACUGUUGUUUCCACCUCCGAGGCAAUGAGAACGCCAGUGAAGACAUUCUCCUCAGGUGCAACAAAUUCGAUGAGAGGUGCAGCAACUUUAUGUGCAAAGGAAAAGUCUAUUCAUGGAAAGCCUGUUAUUGUUGCAGAUAUUGGGGGAACUACAACUGACGUUGGUUUACUGCUUCCAUCUGGGUUUCCCCGGCAAUCCUCUGCGUAUUCUUUUAUUGCUGGUGUCAGGACAAACUUUUCCAUGCCCCAUGUGGAAUCCAUUGGUCUUGGUGGGGGAUCUGUUGUCAGAAUAGGCAAUGACGUGACAAUAGGACCUGAAUCCACCGGCGCAAAAAUUUUAACCGAAGGUCUUGUGUUUGGAGGGAAAACUGUCACGGCAACAGAUGUCACUUGUGCAAUAGGAAUGGAAGAUGAUUCAAUUAAAGAUAAGGAGUUGUUCGGUGUGGGUGAUUUCAGCAAGGUGAAAGGAAAGUUUUCGAAGGAUGUUAAACAGAAGUUUUCCUCUGAGCUUAAAAAGAUGCUGGAAGCUGUUAUCGAUAGGAUGAAAACGUCUGCAGAUCCGAUUCCAGUUGUUCUUGUGGGUGGGGGGUCCUUGAUUGCACCUCCAGAACUAGAAGGAGCAAGUUCUGUUUUCCGUCCUCCCUUUUUUGGAGUGGUCAAUGCUAUUGGUGCAGCAAUUGGUAAAGUAUCAGCAUCCGUUCAGGCAAUUAAGAAGUUAGAUCCCACGGAUAGUAAGGAUGAAAUACUUGCAGGUCUUAAGGAGAGUGCGAUUGCAAAAGCUGUCUCAAAAGGUGCUCUGAAAGAUUCUCUUGUUUUUGACAAUAUUGUUGCAAAUCCUAUCCCCUAUGUGCCAAACACGAUUCAAUUCAUUGUCAAAGUUAUUGGAGAUGUUGACUAUCAUUCUAUGAAAUACUCGCAGCCUAUCGACAACGAUGAUCACGAUUCUGAGAAGUCUGGUGGAAGUGUUGCAAAGAACUCUACAUUUUCUUCCCAGAAAAUCAUUGAGCAUGAGGUGAAAUUUGACGUUAACAGUUACAAGCCAUUUAUUAAUACUCAAGGAGAAUGGAUUCUAUCGGAGGUUGAUUGUGAAUUUUUACGAAUUGGAGUUUAUAUUCUCGGAUGUGGCGGUGGCGGAACACCGUACCAUUACUUUCUUGCGUUGCGUAAUAUGGUGCGCUCAGGUAAGCUGGUCAGAAUCAUACGCCCACAGGACUUCCAUAAAUACCAGCAGGGUGAUGGAGCAAUUACUGCUGUGGGAUAUGCGGGCUCUCCAACAGUUGGUCUUGAACAAUUGAGUGGAGAUGAAAUGAUUCAUGCAUAUGACUUGAUCAAAAAGCAUACAGAUGUGCUACCUCAAGCGUCUCUUCCUUGGGAGAUCGGUGGAGGAAAUGGUCUGACAGGUUUGAAAAUUGCAGGAGAUCUAGGAAUCCCAUGUAUCGAUGCAGAUUUCAUGGGCCGUGCCUAUCCUCUAUUAUGGCAAAUGAUCCCUGUGUGUUACUCAACUACGCCCUGUUUUCCUCCUUGCGCUUUGAGUGAUGGCAAUGGAACUACUCUUCUUCUUUCGGAAGCUAUAAGCGAUGUUAUUGUUGAGCAGGUGUUCCGUGCUAGUUUGUCAGAGAUUGGAGCUCACUGUGCAAUGGUGUCAUUUAUGAACGGAAAGGAUAUAUCUGACAAGAGUAUUUUUAAUACGACUUCCUUGGCAUGGAGGGUGGGAAGAGCUGUACAUGAAGCUAGACAGAAUUCGGAGGUUGAAAAACUGCCGGAAUACAUCAUUAAUGCCUGUGGGGGAUCCAAGACAGCUGAAAAGAUAUUUUCCGGGAAGAUUAUCCGUGUCGAGAGACGCACAUUCAAAGGACAUGUUUACGGUGAAAUCGAUGUUAAGUCGGAAGACAGCGACUCAGUCAUGACUAUUCCUUUCAAAAACGAAAAUAUCUAUUGCGAGGUCAAUCAAAACGGCAAAAAAAAGGUUGUUGCGUCUGUUCCGGAUCUAAUAUCGGUUAAUGACAAAGAAACCGGCGAAGGACUCGGAACACAAGAUUACAGAUACGGUCUACAUGUGUUUGUCAUAGCUAUCUGCCCAAGUACCAAAUGGACUGACACUGCAGAAGCAUUGAAAAGUGGUGGUCCAUCCGCUUUUGGGUAUGAGUUUGGCUACGAAUCCGUCGGAACUUAUGUUGCACCAUUCAGUGUCAUCGACGAGUAUAGAUAA
Ogataea philodendri is the source of this 2952-nucleotide messenger RNA. RefSeq lists its product as uncharacterized. Bases 1 to 2952 code for a protein of 983 amino acids. Gene Ontology annotation, molecular function: 5-oxoprolinase (ATP-hydrolyzing) activity. Lineage: Eukaryota; Fungi; Ascomycota; Pichiomycetes; Pichiales; Pichiaceae. The record is from RefSeq and is a predicted model, not a curated record. Gene Ontology annotation, biological process: glutathione metabolic process. Gene Ontology annotation, cellular component: cytosol. The transcript has a single exon.